CUUCGACCCACUUAAUAAAUUUUACAGUUCAUCUCUCUCUCUCUCUCUCUCUGUCUCUGCGGGUGGGGGCCUUUUUCCUGCGGUUAGUGAUAAGCACGCUGGCACUCAUCAUUCCCUCCAAACCCUCUCUCUACUUUUUUUUCUCUCUCCCCCCUCUAAAUUUCUCUCUCUUUCUAGACUCGAAAUUGUUUGCUAUUCGUGAACCCCACUUUCCUCUUUGUCUGUCACCUUUUUCAGCCAGUCUCCUUCUGUUUCGCAAAGAUCGAACUGAAUUGGUUUGCUUUGCGUCAUUAGAUUGGAUCUGCCCAUUCAUUCCUUUGUUGUUCUGCUUCGGAUUAGUUUUGUCCACGAAGAGGAUUAUACUCCUAUCUUCGGCCCAAAGUGUGAAAAAACAAACCGCCAAAGACACAGUAUGGCUGUUUCGAUGAGGGAUUUGGAUCCUGCUUUCCAGGGAGCUGGACAAAAGGCCGGAAUUGAAAUAUGGCGUAUUGAAAACUUCCGGCCCGUGCCUGUCUCAAAGUCCGCACAUGGCAAAUUUUUUACUGGGGACUCAUAUGUGGUUUUGAAGACAAUUGCUCUAAAAAGUGGGGCCUUGCGUCAUGAUAUCCACUAUUGGGUUGGGAAAGAUACCAGUCAGGAUGAAGCUGGUGCUGCAGCCAUCAAGACCGUCGAAUUGGAUGCAGCUCUUGGUGGGCGUGCUGUUCAGUAUCGUGAAGUACAAGGCCAUGAAACUGAAAAGUUCCUCUCUUAUUUUAAACCAUGUAUUAUACCUCAAGAAGGUGGAGUUUCCUCUGGUUUUAAGCAUGUGGAGGCUGAGGAGCACAUUACGCGGUUGUUUGUUUGCAAAGGAAAGCAUGUUGUUCAAGUGAAAGAGGUUCCUUUUGCUCGAUCCUCUCUCAGUCAUGAUGACAUCUUUAUACUGGAUACCAAGUCGAAAAUCUUUCAGUUCAAUGGUUCUAACUCUUCUAUACAAGAAAGGGCCAAAGCACUUGAAGUUGUGCAGUACAUUAAAGAUACAUACCAUGAUGGAAAAUGUGAGAUAGCCGCCAUCGAGGAUGGAAAAUUGAUGGCUGAUGCUGAUACUGGUGAAUUCUGGGGUUUCUUUGGGGGCUUUGCCCCACUUCCAAGGAAAACAGCCAAUGACGAGGAUAAAGCUGCUGAUGCAGUUUCUACGAGUCUUUUUCGCGUUGACAAGGGGCAGGCAGAACCUGUUGGGGCUGAUUCUUUGACUAAGGAGCUCCUAGACACAAAACGAUGUUAUCUUUUGGAUUGUGGGCUAGAAGUUUUUGUGUGGAUGGGAAGAAGUACGUCUCUAGACGAAAGGAAAAGUGCAAGUGGAGCUGCAGAUGAGCUUGUUCGUGGCCUCAAUCGUCCAAAAUCUCAUAUAAUUCGGGUAAUUGAGGGAUUUGAGACAGUUAUGUUCCGGUCAAAGUUUGUUUCCUGGCCUCAGGCUGAUGAUGUAGCUGUAUCUGAGGAUGGCAGAGGAAAGGUUGCUGCACUUCUAAAACGCCAGGGAGUUAAUGUGAAGGGUCUAUUGAAAGCUGCUCCUGCAAAAGAAGAGCCGCAACCACAUAUUGACUGCACUGGAAAUCUACAGGUUUGGCGUAUAAAUGGGCAAGAGAAGAUUCUCCUUCCAGCAUCUGACCAGUCAAAAUUCUACAGUGGAGAUUGCUAUAUCUUUCAGUAUUCUUAUCCUGGAGAAGAUAAAGAGGAAUACCUUAUAGGGACGUGGUUUGGAAAGCAGAGUGUUGAGGAAGAUCGAGCUUCAGCUAUCUCACAGGCAAGCAAAAUGGUCGAGUCGCUGAAGUUUUUACCUGUUCAGGCUCGAAUCUACGAAGGAAAUGAACCGAUCCAGUUCUUUUCAAUCUUUCAGAGCUUUAUUGUAUUUAAGGGUGGUCUCAGUGAUGGAUACAAGAAACACAUUGCAGAGACUGAACUUCCUGAUAUAACAUAUACAGAGGAUGGACUCGCAUUGUUUCGGGUACAAGGUUCUGGGCCUGAAAAUAUGCAAGCAAUUCAAGUGGAACCAGUCGCUUCAUCUUUAAACUCCUCUUACUGCUACAUCCUACACAGUGGGUCAACUGUGUUUACGUGGUCCGGAAAUCUUACAACUUCAGAGGACCAGGAACUAGUUGAAAGGCAGCUGGAUCUCAUAAAGCCAAAUCUGCAGUCGAAAACACAAAAAGAAGGUGCAGAAUCUGAACAAUAUUGGGAUUUGUUAGGUGGAAAAUCUGAAUACCCCAGCCAAAAGAUUGGAAGGGAUGCUGAAAGUGAAUCUCAUCUAUUCUCUUGUACUUUCAUAAAAGGUGAUUUGAAGGUGACCGAAAUAUACAAUUUCAAUCAGGACGAUUUGAUGACUGAAGAUAUAUACAUCCUGGAUUGUCGCUCAGACAUCUUCAUCUGGGUUGGGCAACAGGUCGAUUCCAAGACUAGAAUACAUGCUCUAACUAUUGGAGAGAAAUUUCUUGAACGUGAUUUUCUUCUCGAAAAGUUAUCUCAUGAAGCUCCAAUAUAUAUUAUUGCUGAAGGGAGUGAACCGCCUUUUUUCACACGUUUCUUCACCUGGGACUCUACAAAAUCUGCCAUGCAUGGAAACUCAUUCCAAAGGAAGCUUGCAAUAGUGAAAAAUGGGGGCACUCCAAUUUUAGAAAAACCUAAAAGGAGAACACCUGUAUCCUAUGGUGGAAGGUCUGCUGUUGCAGAUAAAUCACAGCGUUCCCGAAGCAUGUCUUUCAGCCCCGAACGAGUACGUGUGAGGGGUAGGUCUCCAGCCUUCAAUGCACUUGCUGCUACUUUUGAGAACCCAAAUGCGAGGAACCUUUCAACUCCUCCCCCAGUUGUCCGAAAGCUAUAUCCAAAAUCUGUGACCCCAGAUUCAGCAAAGUUGGCUUCCAGAUCUGCAGCUAUUGCAGCUUUAACUUCAACUUUUGACCAACGACCACGAGAAAAUAUUAUCCCUCGGUCUCUUAAAGUGAGCCCUGCGGCACCCAAAGAAAAUCCAGAGACAAACUCCAAAGAGAACUCCAUGAGCAGCAGGAUAGAAGCUCUAACCAUACAGGAAGAUGUAAAAGAGGGUGAAGCUGAAGACGAGGAAGGUCUGCCAAUAUAUCCAUAUGAACGACUUAAAAUAUCGUCCACUGAACCUGUUGCAGAAAUUGAUGUCACCAAGCGAGAGACUUACCUGUCUUCUGAAGAGUUCAGAGAGAAAUUCGGGAUGAUGAAGGAUGCUUUCUAUAAGCUACCUAAAUGGAAACAAAAUAAGCUGAAAAUGGCCCUUCAAUUGUUCUGAGUCUCCUUAAUGCCUCUGGUUUUUGUUUCAGCUUCCUGAAGCUCAGAUUGCAGAUAGAGAAAGCAUGGGGUGAAACUUUGUAGGAAAAUUUUUAGGAACUCAAUUCAUCGAAUGCUAGGGGGACAGCGUCAGUGCAUUUUUAGCUGCUUGUGCUCCCAAGAAGCCUGAUUUCGUGAUUUAUGGAUGAUCUGAAAUUUUCCCGUUUCUUCUCUCCGUUUGGUCGUUGGAUAUGUAGCGUUUGUUUUUGUUUUUUCUCUCACAAUUUAGUUGCUUGUUAUUCUUUAGGUCUCCGGUUGGUGUGAGAUUGCAUUUUUGACUUCCUUUCCCGUUCGAUUAUUUAACCAUUUAUUUCAAAAGAGAAAUUAGGGGGCUUGCGUUUGUUAACUUUCUAGGCUGUAUUGUUUGGAAGAGAAUGAGAAGUGUGCAGAGCAGAGUGUAAAAAGCAGACCACUUCUACUUGUUUUGAUAAUAAAGUGUGUUCUUUUAUUUGUAA
This is a messenger RNA of Rhododendron vialii, 3782 nucleotides long. RefSeq names its product villin-4. Gene Ontology annotation, biological process: cytoskeleton organization; actin filament severing. Bases 413 to 3289 code for a protein of 958 amino acids. The transcript is spliced from 24 exons. Gene Ontology annotation, molecular function: actin filament binding. Lineage: Eukaryota; Viridiplantae; Streptophyta; Magnoliopsida; Ericales; Ericaceae. The record is from RefSeq and is a predicted model, not a curated record.